Molecule: messenger RNA, 1454 nt
Organism: Populus trichocarpa (black cottonwood)
Lineage: Eukaryota; Viridiplantae; Streptophyta; Magnoliopsida; Malpighiales; Salicaceae
Product: DNA damage-repair/toleration protein DRT100
Exons: 1
Coding region: 85-1191 (368 amino acids)
Molecular function (GO): protein binding
Source: RefSeq, a predicted model, not a curated record
CCCUCAUCUCCAUGCCCACACUUCACUCCCCAACGUAAACUCAUAAAAAAAAGCAUACACUCUACACGCAGAAAUCAAGAAACAAUGACAAUGUUUUCUUACAUUACAUUACUAGCAACCUUAACAAUAUUCAUCUCUACUUGUACAGUUCGAAGCUGUCCUCCUUCAGACAGGGCAGCUUUGCUAGCUUUCAAAGCAGCUCUCCACGAGCCUUACUUGGGCAUCUUCAAUUCUUGGGCGGGCACCGAUUGUUGCCGUAACUGGUAUGGUGUCAGCUGUGACAUGGAGACCAAAAGGGUUGCUGACAUUAACCUCCGAGGUGAAUCUGAAGACCCCAUUUUCCAAAAAGCUGGUCGGUCCGGGUACAUGACUGGUUCGAUCUCUCCUUCUAUUUGCAAGCUCAAGAGGCUCUCCAGUCUUACAAUUGCUGAUUGGAAAGGGAUCUCAGGUCCGAUUCCAGCCUGCAUUACGUCGUUGCCGUUCUUGAGGAUUCUUGAUUUGAUUGGGAAUCGGCUUUCAGGCCCGAUUCCGGAAGACAUCGGACGGUUGCACAGGCUGACCGUUUUGAAUAUCGCCGACAAUCUUGUAACAAGUAGGAUCCCGAGAUCCUUGACUAAUUUGUCGAGUUUGAUGCAUCUCGAUUUGCGUAACAAUCGGAUUUGGGGUUCUUUGCCUCGAGAUUUCGGGCGUCUUCGGAUGUUGAGUCGUGCUUUAUUGAGCCGAAAUUAUAUUGGCGGGACAAUUCCCGAUUCAAUUUCUAAAAUUUAUCGUCUCGCCGAUUUGGAUCUUUCCUUGAACAGAUUAUCGGGCGAAAUACCAGCUUCUUUGGGUAAAAUGGCAGUCUUGGCAACACUAAAUCUUGAUGCCAACAACUUAUCAGGAAAUAUACCUUAUAGUUUGUUUAAUUCAGCUAUUGGUAACUUGAAUUUGAGCAAAAACUCAUUUCAUGGAUAUCUACCGGAUGUUUUCGGUCCGGGAUCUUACUUCAUGGUUCUUGAUCUAUCCUACAAUAACUUUUGGGGUCUGAUACCAAAAUCUUUGUCCCAAGCAUCAUUUAUCGGGCACUUGGAUUUGAGUCACAACCGCCUAUGUGGGAGGAUUCCAGCAGGUCCGCCUUUCGACCACCUCGAAGCAUCAUCGUUUGCUUAUAAUGCUUGUCUUUGCGGUAAGCCACUCGGAGCUUGCAGGUAGACGUACGAGACUAUAUGUUUCGGUCAGCCGAGAUGGAAGUUAGUUUCAUUUUUUCGGGAUUGGUUAAAUACCACAUGUUUGUAUGAUUAUGAAAUGUAACAGUAAAGUGUGUUUAAUUAGUAACGUCGUUAGGGGAAUUAAAAAGGUUAAUUUCAUGCACGUAAUCUUGCACGAAACCAAGCUUUGAUGCAAUGAGUGUAACUAGAAACAUAGAUGUAAUACCAGAUUAUGUCAAAUCAAAUGAUAAAAGCAAAUUAAUGUUA